Molecule: messenger RNA, 2104 nt
Organism: Dipodomys spectabilis (banner-tailed kangaroo rat)
Lineage: Eukaryota; Metazoa; Chordata; Mammalia; Rodentia; Heteromyidae
Gene: Lck
Product: LCK proto-oncogene, Src family tyrosine kinase
Exons: 13
Coding region: 97-1626 (509 amino acids)
Biological process (GO): cell surface receptor protein tyrosine kinase signaling pathway; B cell receptor signaling pathway; innate immune response
Cellular component (GO): extrinsic component of cytoplasmic side of plasma membrane
Molecular function (GO): non-membrane spanning protein tyrosine kinase activity; signaling receptor binding; ATP binding
Source: RefSeq, a predicted model, not a curated record
GAGACAGGUGGUAGAACUGAGACUGAGUCCCAGCAAUCAAACCAGGCCAGGAGCACCAUGUGAAAGGGCCAGGGGGUCACAGGCUGGGCAGGGACCAUGGGCUGUAGCUGCAGCUCAAACCCUGAAGAUGACUGGAUGGAAAACAUUGAUGUGUGUGAGAACUGCCAUUAUCCCAUAGUGCCACUGGACAUCAAGACCACGCUGCCCCUCAGGAAUGGCUCUGAAGUUCGGGACCCACUGGUCACCUAUGAAGGCUCGAAUCCACCAGCUUCUCCACUGCAAGACAACCUGGUCAUCGCUCUGCACAGCUAUGAGCCCUCCCACGACGGAGACCUGGGCUUCGAGCAGGGCGAACAGCUGCGCAUCUUAGAGCAGAGCGGCGAAUGGUGGAAGGCGCAGUCCCUGACCACCGGCCGGGAAGGUUUCAUCCCCUUCAACUUCGUGGCCAAAGCCAACAGCUUGGAGCCUGAGCCCUGGUUCUUCAAGAACCUGGGCCGCAAGGACGCAGAGCGGCAGCUUCUGGCGCCUGGGAACACGCACGGCUCCUUCCUGAUCCGGGAGAGCGAGAGCACCGCGGGAUCCUUUUCACUGUCAGUCCGGGAUUUCGACCAGAACCAGGGAGAGGUGGUGAAACAUUACAAGAUCCGUAACCUGGACAAUGGCGGCUUCUACAUCUCCCCUCGCAUCACUUUUACCGGCCUGCAUGAACUGGUCCGCCAUUACACCAAUGCUUCUGACGGGCUGUGCACGCGGUUGAGCCGUCCCUGUCAGACCCAGAAGCCCCAGAAACCAUGGUGGGAGGACGAGUGGGAGGUUCCCAGGGAGAGUCUGAAGCUGGUGGAGCGACUGGGGGCUGGCCAGUUCGGGGAGGUGUGGAUGGGGUACUACAAUGGGCACACGAAGGUGGCAGUGAAGAGCCUGAAGCAAGGCAGCAUGUCACCCGAUGCCUUCCUGGCCGAGGCCAACCUCAUGAAGCAGCUACAGCACCAGCGCCUGGUCAGGCUGUAUGCAGUGGUCACCCAGGAGCCCAUCUACAUCAUCACGGAAUACAUGGAGAAUGGGAGCCUGGUGGAUUUCCUCAAGACCUCCUCAGGCAUCAAGUUGACCAUCAACAAACUACUGGACAUGGCAGCUCAAAUUGCAGAAGGCAUGGCAUUCAUUGAAGAGCAGAACUACAUCCAUCGUGACCUAAGGGCUGCCAACAUCUUGGUGUCUGACACCCUAAGCUGUAAGAUCGCAGACUUCGGCCUAGCACGUCUGAUUGAAGACAAUGAGUAUACAGCCAGGGAGGGGGCCAAAUUUCCCAUUAAGUGGACAGCACCAGAAGCCAUUAACUACGGGACCUUCACCAUCAAGUCAGAUGUGUGGUCUUUUGGGAUCCUGCUGACAGAGAUUGUCACCCAUGGCCGCAUCCCUUACCCAGGGAUGACCAAUCCUGAGGUGAUUCAGAACCUGGAGCGAGGCUAUCGAAUGGUGCGUCCUGACAACUGUCCAGAGGAGCUGUACCACCUCAUGAUGAUGUGCUGGAAGGAACGCCCAGAGGAGCGGCCCACCUUUGACUACCUGCGCAGUGUGCUGGAGGACUUCUUCACAGCCACAGAAGGCCAAUAUCAGCCUCAGCCUUGACAGAUCUAGCUGCCUGGGGCCCUUCCCCUGUCUUAACACCCUAGUUUGGAGAGGUGGAGCUUUUGUGCCAUACCAGUGGGACCUAUGCACAUCUGGACUGCACAUGACUCUUGCCUAUGUGCAACACACACACACACACACACACACACACACACACACACACACACACAAUCUUGUGUCUUUUACACAUAUCCCCUGGUUGUGUGGGCUCUUCACAUGCAUCUUCUAUGUGUGGGACCCACGCAUGUAUGUCUUAGACAUUGUCUAAAAUGUCUCUGAAUCCUCCUGUUUCCCAAGACAGAGAGAGAGGAGAGGCUACGACUGAUUCCUGCUUCUGCCACCAGUGUCUUUCCUCAGGUCAUCUAGAAGCUCUUUGUAAGCUGGGAUCUUUCCUAAUGCCUCUGUGUGCCCUACCUCUGUGCCCGGCACACACACCAGGAGCUCAAUAAAUGUCUGUUCAUAAAGGCUCUGCAUCUCU